UUGAUGAGAAUGAUGAUUGAGUAUCUGGGUACGGAUAUUGACAUGUAGAUACGAUAGGUUAUGAUCACAUAACGCUAAAGGUUAGGUGCUAGUAAGUGUGUAAUGAAGCUCCCUGAAUCAUAAGAUAUUACUGUAGAUACACUCACCUCACUCAGUGAUGAGACACAUCACAUUCGACAUCAACGUACAGACUCAUUACAUGUCACAUAUACAAGCAAUGACUCACCGCAUCUCUCUCUAUAGCUGUCUUAACAUACCUGAGGAGGCGCAUCAUGACCUUGCAACGCCGUCCAGUCCUGUUCAACGCGAAUGCGAAAGAUCAAGUCCACAUCUCAGAAGCAUGCGCAGAGUCGGCAGCACCAUUCCACAAACAACUGCCAGGAUACAGCCACACCACUCUAAUUAAUCUAGAUGAAGUCGCCAAAGAAGUCGGGGUGCAGACCGUCCGACUCAAAGACGAGAGCACAAGACUUGGACUGCCGUCCUUCAAGAUCCUAGGUCUCUUUCGCCCAAGCAGUUGUUUCGCAUUACAAGGGGGGAAAAUCGUCGGCGAAAAUACUGACUGUCGAGCCAGAUACGGCAGCAUGUCUUUACAAAAGCUUGCAGGAAGGGUGAGAUGGUAGUUGAGCGAACAAUCCCUACCAUUAUGGCUGGUCUAGACUGCGGCACUGUUUCAU
This is a messenger RNA of Xylaria bambusicola, 677 nucleotides long. RefSeq lists its product as uncharacterized. Lineage: Eukaryota; Fungi; Ascomycota; Sordariomycetes; Xylariales; Xylariaceae. The transcript has a single exon. The record is from RefSeq and is a predicted model, not a curated record. Bases 273 to 623 code for a protein of 116 amino acids.